Messenger RNA from Monopterus albus (swamp eel), 518 nucleotides. RefSeq names its product protein FAM180A. The transcript is spliced from 3 exons. The record is from RefSeq and is a predicted model, not a curated record. Lineage: Eukaryota; Metazoa; Chordata; Actinopteri; Synbranchiformes; Synbranchidae. The coding region runs from base 9 to 497 and encodes 162 amino acids.
ACUGGAGGAUGGUCACUGUUGGACUUUUCUUCUACUGCAUCAAAGUGGGUGUCACACGAUCUCAGACCAAAGCCCUGUUCCCAGCUACAAGCAGAAUAAAAAGAGGGGUAGCAACUGCAGUGAACCCCACUUUUCACAACUCCUUCAAUGAUGCUCUUCUACUAUUUGAGAUCCUUCUGGGUGGCGUAGAUUUUGAGGCCAGUGGAAAGUUUUCGGUGAAAGAUGCUGAGCUGGCCUCCCUGCGCAAGACAAGAAACCUGGAGGCCAUCUGUGAGGUCAUUCCCAGGAAGAUAACAGACAUUUUUAAGCUCAUCUCUGACCUUUCAAAUCACACUGGUCAUCUGCAUCAGGAAGAUUUUGAGCGUACCUUGCUGACCUUGGUAUACAUCACCCAGAAGAUGGUCCGUUCCGCUACUGAACACCAAAGACAUGUCUGGGCACAGUCUUUUCUAGGUAUAUACAAAGCCAUCAAGCAGGAUCUGAUGGAUACAAACUGAAUUAACACAGGUGCUGCUACA